This is a messenger RNA of Mugil cephalus (flathead mullet), 4287 nucleotides long. RefSeq lists its product as uncharacterized. Gene Ontology annotation, molecular function: lipid binding. The record is from RefSeq and is a predicted model, not a curated record. NCBI's taxonomy places the organism in Eukaryota, Metazoa, Chordata, Actinopteri, Mugiliformes, Mugilidae. The coding region runs from base 1644 to 3173 and encodes 509 amino acids. The transcript is spliced from 9 exons. Gene Ontology annotation, cellular component: membrane; extracellular region. Gene Ontology annotation, biological process: lipoprotein metabolic process; lipid transport.
CAUUUUCUCAUAAAUCCAGAGUCUAACUUUCUUCCAUAAUAUUUUCAAUGUGUUGCUUCAGAGAUGGAGAGGAGCGCUUUUAGAUGACUGUAUCUUCAUUUGUGGACAUUAUAUGUGUCUAAAUGUCUAAAUGUCUAAUCAGAUUAAUGAUAGAAUGAAGCCGGGUAAAAUGUGGUUCUAGUUGCAGAUAUUUUCUCAUCAUUUGGUAGAAAAGGGACAAGACCAGAAUAAAUGAAAACAUCUUUACAGAAAGAUCAGUAUUCAUCCAGAACUGUUUAGAAUCAAACAGACAAACAAACAAACAAAACCUUAUUUUAAAAUGUGCUUCUUUGACCCCGUGUUAAAGGCCUAAUGCUGAGUUUACAGGGAUAUUAAACAUGUUUACAGCUCGGUUCGGUCUCAGCAGUUUAUUUCACGGUUCAUGACAUCUAUCUAUUUUUUAGGUUUAAAAUUCUGCAUCAUCAUCAUCAGCUAUAUUUUGUAUUAUUAGAUUCUACGUGUUUCCUUCAGUCCGAUCUUUGUAUCUGAGACAAGUUUGUUUAUCUUGUUUUUCUACUGUUAAAAUGAUUUUUCCUUCAUGCUGCUCUGGAGGCUUCAGGACUUUUUAAACUGCCUUGAGACAAUUUAUGUUGUUAUUGAAAACUGAAUUGAAUAAUUAAAGGUGAUCCACACGUGACAUGCGGCUGUUGUUGUUUAUGAUUGUUUAUGAUUGUUUAUUGUUGUUUAUUGUUGUUUAUGAUUGUUUGUUGUUGUUUAUUGUUGUUGUUGCUGCUGCCAGCUGUAUCCUUUCAGCUGAAUUUCAAAUAGAAGUAAAACCAGGCUGGUUUGCUUAUUUCCCAGCAUCCCGGAGGUGAGUCUGGAGAAUCCGUAGCUGAAGCUAACUAGCUUACUAGCCAGCUAUUGUUUAUUCUAUUCUACUCUUUUAAUCUUAUUAUUUAUCUUUUACACAGACCACUCUUUAUUCUUGUUACUUUUCUGCACUACGUUGCUGUUGCAAAGUGCAAUUUCCCCACUGAGGGACUAUUCUAUUCUAUUCUAUUCUAUUCUAUUCUAUUCUAUUCUAUUCUAUUCUAUUCUAUUCUAUUCUAUCCUUCCAGUCAGGCUCUGGUUUGAGAUAAAAAAUAAAAAGUUUCAGUCUGUAUUAAAACUAUGAUUGGAUUUAAAUAAAGAUAUGGAUUGAAUAUAAAUAAUAGUUUUAAUAGUUAAGUUUUUGUUGGUAUUGUGUCACAGUCGUCCUGAGACAGACGUCCCACCAGAGCACUGAAACAGGUGCAUACUCACUUUUCCCGUUGGGCGAGUUUCUGGUGGAAGAAGCUUUGAACUGGUUCACGUUAAGUCUCACGUCUUUAUCUGCCUCUUAUCAGGUUUCUUUCCUCGUGUCUGGAAACAUCUUUUCUGUCGUUACAGUAAAGGACUCACUCACUCGUCCCUGUGACGCUACAGGAAUUCACACUGUUUUAACAACAGAUCUGAGCAGGAACAAGACGACACCUGAAUCUGGACUAAAGAAACCAGCCUUCAAUCGGUGGGGUGGUCUGGACUAAAGUCUGGACUAAAGUCUGGACUAAAAUCUGGACUAAAAUCUGGACUAAAGUCUGGACUAAAGCCUGGACUAAAAUCUGGACUAAAGUCUGGACCGGAGCAUGAGGGAUCUGAUUUUGUCCCUCGUGUCUUCGUGGAGACAUGCAGUCCAGCAGCUCAGAGGAAGUGUCUCAGUCCAUCUACGAAGACCCGGACGCUCUGACGGUAAAACCCAUGAAACCUGUUACCUCUGUUCUGACGGGCUGAUCUCCUCUAACCACUUAACAUGUGUCCUGCCAUGUGACCAGAGUCCCCAUGGUAACAGGGUCCCAGCAGAGAGUCCUCGUCCUGUCCGUCCUCCUCCCAAACCACCGGUGGACAGACGUCUCAAACCAAGUUUUAAUGGGACGUCCUCUGUGAAGCCUCCAACAACCAGCGCUGAAGAGACAGCUCCUCGUUCUUGUCCUCGUCCUCAUCCUCGCCUUCUUCCUCCUGGUCCUCGUCCUCAGCUUCGUCCAGUGUCUCCCCACAGCAGCCAUGCUUCGUCUGUAGUCAGUCUUGAGUGUGACGAUGCAGACAGGACGUCCAGACCUCGUCCUCAGGGGACGUCCUUUAGACCUGCUCUGCCCACCCCUUCUAAGGCUGUUGGACAAAAGACCAGUCCUCCUCCACCUCCUCUCAAGCCUCCACCUCCUCUACCAAGCUUCAUCCAGACACGCUGUCCUCCAUAUGUGGACGUCCUGCCUGUUGAGACGUCGUCCCUGAGGACAGAGUCUCUCUGUUGGAUGGCCUCGUCUCAUCGGCUGAACUCAGAUGACGAAGUCACUGUGCAGCUGAGAUGGUUGAGACGGAUGUCCAAGUCUGAUUUCAUGGACCUGACGCCCCCAUAUCACCUCGAUGUCCAAGAGGGUGUCAGGUCCUUGAACCAGAGAGCCCUGGACCUGAGGAGAGCCCUCUACCUCUACAAGCUGCUCAUGGCCCGGUCCAGAGACCAGCUACGCAAGAUCCUCUCAGACUUCAGGGGCAUCUCUGAGACCCUGGACAAGGUGAAGCAGAAGAACAGAAACAUGGGCAUCGCUGGAGGAACCACCGGCGCCGUGGGGGGCGUGGCCGCCGUGGUGGGCAUCGCCCUGGCCCCCGUCACCAUGGGCGUGUCUCUGGUGGCUACAGCGGUCGGUGCCGGCAUGGUGGCGUCUGCAGGCGGCAUGGGGGCCCAUGCUGUCAGAACCAAUAAGAAGAUGGUGGACAGGAGGACAGUGGAGGGUCUGGUGGACAACUACAGGACGGAGGUGGUCGACCUGGAGAUGUGUCUAGACCUGGUCCUGUGUGGGAUGAACGAGCUGCGGAGGCUGGACCUGGCCAGGCUACACCGGGCCGGAGCUCUACCUGAGGCGCUGAGGACGGCUCACCUGGCUCAGGACGUCUACACCAGGACCAUGGACACCAGGACGCCGGUGCACACAGGUGGGUUGCCGUCUGAGAGACUGCUGCAGACUUUCACCAAAGAGAUGGAUCAGUUCUUCACAGAGAACAAAGGCCAGAAGCUGAAGGGGUCCAGCAAGAGCAAGUUUUCAGUCAGAGUGGAUCUACUGGCCAGGAACCUGCAGGACGAGCUGGAACAUCUGGAACUCAUGCACAGCAUGUUGAGCUGAGUCAGAGGACACAUGUGAUGCAGAUGUUUGUUAAUUCAUUCAUUCAUCAUGACUGGGUGCCUCCCUUACCACUUGUUCAUAUUGUAUAGUUGCAAAAUCAUAGUCUGACUGAAGCACCUUUCACAUCAAGUGAAAAACCCGGGUUUUUCAUGCUGAUGUUCUGAUCGACGGCCUGACAGACUGUACCAUCAGCUCAAAAACAAGCUUUGUUCUACUCACAUAAAGACUGAUCUCUGAAGAGCUGAGAUUUUGCUCAUCUUUUUUUCAUCAAACAAACCUAUGGAAGCGCAUAGGUGAACGGUCACUGUGUUUAUAUACAGCUUGUAUAGCGAUCUCCCAGCGCUCUGCAUCCAAAGAAAAGAGGAGAUUUGGCGGCAGAUAUCAGGCUCUGUGCAGGAGAUUUAUUCUAAUAUUAGUUAUUUUGAAGGAGCGGAGGUUUGACCGGUCCAUUCUUCAGGUCAUCAACAAACUGCAACGUUAUCGGCAACGUACCGAUGGCUUGUGAGAGAGGAAGAAACAGGUACGCAGCUCUCACAGCGGGACGUCUGACCCAGGACUUCUGCUGAUGUGAAAGCACCAAAGGCAAGUCGACCCAGGUCUUAAAUGUGAAAGGGGUAUAAUAGUUAUAAUAAAUCACAGGUGCCAAACAUACGGCCCACAGCUCACAGGUGUGUGUCUUGUGUGCCUGGUGCUAUUUCUUGUUUCUUUUUUGUGUUGUGCACUGUUGUUCCCUGCCCCAUAACACCUAAUUAUGCCACUACCCCAACUAAUAUCUAAACUGACACUUUAUUUAAAAGUAUUAUUAAUUACGUUUUGACUUUGGUGAUGUUUGAUAGCCCUUACAAACUAUAUAGCCUCUUGUUAGCCUCUCGUUAGCCUCUGUAACAAAGCGGAGCCUCUCUGGAAGGCUAGCCUAAUUAGCCUAAGUGUAAUUCAUUUGAGGGCUAAUUAGACUGUUAACUUCAUUUUCCAGGAGAACCGUGUUGGGAACUGACACCGGCCAUAUAGAUAAUCCUCCAUAUUCACUUCUGGGAUGUUCUGGAUUAUUUAUUUUGACUUAAAAUGUCUGUAUACUUUUCAUGGAUAUUGAAAUAAACUAUUAGGACCAAAACCA